CUACAAAGUUCAUCAAGGAGAAGAUAGAUGAAGUCCGCAAACAUAGCAAAAAUGGCAAGAAACACGAGGGUCUCCUUGCUGAUAUAUUACAUAAGGGAAACUUAGAUGAAGCCGGGCUUAUUGGCUCAAUGGUUGACCUCAUGGGCGGCGCAGUAGACACAACUUCGACUAGUGCUCAAUGGAUUAUGUACAUGUUGGCUCGAAAUCCUCAUGUCCAGGAGAAACUUUACAGAGAAGUGAAAAAUUUGAACCCUGGCAAUGACGUCUCUAAUUACAUGCAACAUAUUCCGUAUAUGAGAGCUGUAGUGAAAGAGACAUUGAGGUUGUAUCCUGUGGCUGCAUUGGUUAGUAGAUUUACCCCUGACAACAUCACAAUUAGAGGCUAUAAUAUACCAAAAGGAAAACUUGUCAAUGUUUGUUUAUAUUCUAUGGGGCGUAACGAGGCUAUCUUUGAGGAUGCAUUGGAGUUCAAACCCGAGCGUUGGUUGCGAGCUGGCAGUAACAAAGCUCCAUAUAGCCCAUUUGCUUCAAUUCCGUUUGGGUAUGGAGUGCGCAUGUGUGUAGGACGGCGAGUAGCUGAACUCGAGAUGUACCUCAUUAUAACAAGGGUUCUGCAAAGAUUCCGAAUAAAGCCUUUUAAUGAUAUCCCAAUCGAUGAUAAAAUGGCUAUCGUUCUUUCACCGGAAAAACCAAUACAACUGAGAUUCCUAGAUAGGACGGAAGGCCGGAAUAAACAUUAUUCCACGGUCACCUGGUGAUUCGUCUGACCGGAGCUAAGACUAGAUUAAACUAUAUAUACUGACGACCUAAUCACAGUGACGGAUCCAGAAAUUAACAGUAGGGGGGCGCAACUUUUGAGUCUGGAAAAAAUUCUGAAAAAAUUUAGGGCCCUAAAACCCAAAAUUUUGAAAAGUU
Molecule: messenger RNA, 915 nt
Organism: Owenia fusiformis
Lineage: Eukaryota; Metazoa; Annelida; Polychaeta; Sabellida; Oweniidae
Source: the annotation of a GenBank genome assembly